ACACUGCCUUCCCAUGUAACAGGCAAAAAGGCGUGCAGUCGACGUAUAUGCGCAGUUUGGUACCAGAUGAAGCGGACUGGACCGACUAUAAAAAGAGGUUGAGAACAGCACGGUGGAAAUGUACUAAAACGGAUAUGGGCAUCGACUAUUGCUCCCGGGCAAUGAUGGGUUGCUACCGGUUUCGCUAUGGCAACGCAUUCGAACAUCGCUUCGUCAGCCACUUGCCAUCCGGGUGCAUCUCGAAUAUCGAUCAAAAAAAACUUGAGAAAUUCCCAUACCUGGCGCUAUGCACCAAGCUCAAGAAGGACGGAUUUGCGCGAAAGUGUUUUGAUACCGGUGAGCGCAAUAAGCAAUCCCGUGCACCGCUUAUCCUGUGCUGCUGUAAUUUGAAUGAAUACGAUGACUGUCCAAUCCAAGCUACCGUGCCGGAAAUUGGAUAUUUCCUCAAUAUUACGCAUUGAUA
Gongylonema pulchrum is the source of this 463-nucleotide messenger RNA. NCBI's taxonomy places the organism in Eukaryota, Metazoa, Nematoda, Chromadorea, Rhabditida, Gongylonematidae. The record is from the annotation of a GenBank genome assembly.